Molecule: messenger RNA, 488 nt
Organism: Arabidopsis arenosa
Lineage: Eukaryota; Viridiplantae; Streptophyta; Magnoliopsida; Brassicales; Brassicaceae
Source: the annotation of a GenBank genome assembly
AAGUCGUCUCUCUACACUUGCUUCAUUCAUUUCUCAAACCGUUUCUCUCUCCUCCGUCGUCUCUGCAGAAUCACUCUCUCGCCGGAGUUUUUCACCUGCAGAGCUCUCGAUUUUUCUCUCGAGGAUCAUCAUUUUCUUCGGAUCAAACACCAGCAGAUAGAUGGCGUCGAGAAACUCCGUCACCGGAUUCGCGUUGUUCAGUUUUGUAUUCGCCGUCAUCUUAUCUCUCGCCGGCGCUCAAUCCCUAGCUCCAGCUCCUGCUCCCACCAGUGAUGGAACAUCGAUAGAUCAAGGGAUAGCGUACUUGCUAAUGGUGGUGGCAGUCUGGCUUUUGUUCUCGUCGAUUAUGAUGAUUUCUGGAGAUUGAUGAUAGUCUCUAUUGUUUGUUCCCCAUCACUCCUCUUCCAUAUUAAUUUAUUCUUCUUCGUUAUAGUAUUUGUGUAAUGGUCAUUUAGCUUAAAUUACCAGAAUACAAUUACCAACUCUUU